UCUUUCUCUUCGUCGUUCAGUUGCAGCGUGAUAGCUUGUACAGUAGGCUGACAUCAGACAAAUCUUACAAUGGGUAAGGAAAAGAUACAUAUUAACAUUGUCGUCAUUGGUCAUGUCGACUCUGGUAAAUCUACCAGUACCGGCCACUUGAUCUACAAAUGUGGUGGUAUCGAUAAGCGAGCCAUUGAAAAAUUUGAAAAAGAAGCCCAAGAAAUGGGUAAAGGUUCAUUCAAAUACGCUUGGGUCUUAGACAAACUAAAAGCUGAACGCGAACGUGGUAUCACGAUUGAUAUUGCCCUAUGGAAAUUUGAAACUACCAAGUAUUACGUCACCGUUAUUGAUGCCCCUGGUCACAGAGAUUUCAUCAAAAAUAUGAUCACUGGUACAUCUCAGGCCGAUUGUGCCGUACUGAUCGUUGCUGCCGGUGUUGGUGAAUUCGAAGCCGGUAUUUCCAAGAACGGUCAAACUCGUGAACAUGCUUUAUUAGCUUUUACUCUUGGUGUAAAGCAAAUGAUCGUUGGCAUUAAUAAAAUGGACAGCACUGAGCCACCCUAUAGUGAAGCCCGUUAUAAUGAAAUCGUAAAAGAAGUGAGCACUUAUAUCAAAAAAGUCGGUUAUAAUCCCAAAUCAGUAGCCUACGUUCCCAUCUCCGGUUGGCAUGGCGAUAACAUGAUAGAAGAAAGUACAAACAUGAAAUGGUUUAAGGGUUGGUCAGUAGAACGUAAGGAAGGCAACGCCAGUGGUAAAACCUUAUUUGAAGCCCUCGAUGCUAUCUUGCCUCCAAAAAGGCCUUCAGAUAAGCCAUUGCGCUUACCUUUACAGGAUGUAUACAAGAUUGGAGGUAUUGGUACCGUUCCUGUUGGACGUGUCGAAACUGGCACUAUAAAACCUGGUAUGGUUGUCACAUUUGCCCCAGUCAACGUUACUACUGAAGUUAAAUCCGUUGAAAUGCAUCACGAAUCCUUGACUGAAGCUUUUCCCGGUGAUAAUGUCGGCUUUAAUGUCAAAAACGUCUCUGUAAAGGAUGUCCGUCGUGGCAAUGUAGCUGGUGAUUCUAAGAACGAUCCUCCAAAAGAAGCCAAGUGUUUCGAUGCUCAGGUUAUUGUUUUGAAUCAUCCUGGUCAGAUCAACCCUGGCUAUGCUCCAGUAUUGGACUGCCAUACUGCUCAUAUUGCAUGCAAAUUCACCGCCUUAAAGGAGAAGAUCGAUCGUCGAAGUGGUAAAAAGUUAGAAGAAAACCCCAAAUUCGUCAAGAGUGGUGAUGCUACCAUUGCUACCCUAACUCCAAGUAAGCCUAUGUGCGUUGAAUCUUAUUCCGAAUAUCCUCCAUUGGGUCGUUUCGCCGUCCGUGACAUGAAACAAACUGUAGCAGUUGGUGUUAUCAAGAAAGUUGAAAAAGUAGAGAAGAGUGGUAAAGUCACAAAGUCUGCGCAAAAGGCUACUAAGGGCAAGAAAUAAUCAAUCCUGAUGCCCCUGAUAUAUUUAGAUUAAUAAAAAGUGUAAUACAAUAUCGUAGAUGAUCAUGUGUAAUUGUUACAAUUUUAUUAUGCUGUACUGCUGUUGCUGGCCUAAGCGUAAAUUGACUUAUCUUUCAG
This is a messenger RNA of Trichoplax adhaerens, 1595 nucleotides long. RefSeq names its product elongation factor 1 alpha. The record is from RefSeq and is a predicted model, not a curated record. Lineage: Eukaryota; Metazoa; Placozoa; Uniplacotomia; Trichoplacea; Trichoplacidae. The transcript has 4 exons. Gene Ontology annotation, biological process: translational elongation; translation. The coding region runs from base 70 to 1458 and encodes 462 amino acids. Gene Ontology annotation, molecular function: GTP binding; GTPase activity; translation elongation factor activity.